AUGUCUUCGCCGGUGGUUGAUGCUGCAGAAGAUCAAGCAAAGUCCAAUUACUUCAAGGCUUUUUGGCUGCGAUGUGUACGAAACGUCUUCCCAGUAACUCCGGCGGCGACUGGUGGAAUGCGAUCGUCGGCGAAUGCUAGUGACCGUAAAUGGCGGAUUUCAGCGUCGAACAGCGUGUUCUCGAAGCCUCUCGCACUUGCGGUGGCGCGCAUCAAAUCGUAUUCAUCAGCCUCUUCUUUUCUAGCAAUAGCAAACUGGAGUAGCAGACUGCGGACCACGAAUCGGGAGAAGAUGAUCCUGGCGAUGCUGACACUGUUAUCUCAUAUGGCCUUCGUUGUUCUUUUGUUUGUUUUUGCAGCUGCAGCAGAAUCAUCUCCUCAGAGUCUGGCCUGGCCAGGCUGUCCAAAUACAUGUGGCGAUCUCACUGACAUUCCAUAUCCUUUCGGAAUCGGACACAAUUGCUUCUUGGAUCCCCGGUACGAGAUCGAUUGCCAAAGAGCCCGCGGCAUCUCUACUCCGGUACUUAAGAAUUUGAGUGUGGUGGUGUUAGAUAUCUCUCUACCAAGUAAUACAAAUACUCCAGGUCUCGUUACAGUCAGGCAGCCGAUAUCGUACUCCCAUCCUAAUUGUACACAACAAAAUGACACCCCAGUGAACUUAAGGGCCAGUAACAGCGUUUUCAAGUACUCCCAGAUUCAUAACUUUUUUGUUGCCGGAGGUUGUGAUAGCCUUGCCUUGAUGGCUGGCUCCGAUACCCCAUGGGCGGUCGUAGGAUGCAAGUCUUCCUGCCGCAAAAAUGGGACUCUCGGAUUCAACCAGUGCUCUAGUGGUAGUGGUUGCUGUAUGACUUCGAUCCCCGAUGGAAUCAGUGAAUACAAUGUGGAAUUCAAAACUCUCGAUGGUGAAACCAUAGCACCAGGGGAUGAAGAAUGCAGGUAUGCCUUCUUGGUCAAGAGAACAUCUUGGUAUCAAGCUAAUUUGCACAGUUUACCGCCAGAUGUUCCGGUGGUGCUCGAAUGGGCGAUCACUAAUUAUGAGCAUGAGUUGCUGGAUGACAACUCAGCCUCCUGCACUACGUACUCGACGCCUGGGGUUCCUAGUCUAACAUAUUGCUCUUGCAAUAACGGUUACAGAGGGAAUUUUUAUCUUCCUCAUGGAUGCCAAGAUAUCGAUGAGUGCAAAGAAUAUCCAAACCUCAACUGCAGAGGGAAGUGUGUGAAUCGACCGGGAUCAUAUGACUGCGUAGACAAUAAGAUCAUCGCCAUGAUAGGUAUGGGCACGAGUAUCGGAGCCAUACUGUUACUUUUGCUAUCUUGGUGGUUGUAUAAAUUCUUCAAAAGAAGACAUGAGACAAAGCUCAAGCAAAAAUUCUUCAAACGUAAUGGGGGACUUCUGUUGCAACAACGCCUAUCUUCUAUUGAAGACAAUCACAUGAAGAAAGGCAAGUUGUUUACCUCCAUGGAGUUAGACAUGGCUACAGACCACUUUAACGAGAAUCGAAUACUGGAUCAAGGUGGUCAAGGCACUGUUUAUAAAGGAAUGUUGAUAGAUGGAACAAUUAUUGCGGUCAAGAAAUCAAAAGUUGUUGAUGCAGGACAAGUCGAACAGUUCGUCAACGAAGUCGUUAUUCUCUCUGAAAUUAAUCACAGAAAUGUUGUCAAGAUAUUAGGAUUUUGUCUGGAGAGUGAAGUCCCUCUUUUGGUAUAUGAAUUUAUCGCCAAUGGAACUCUCUACCAAUAUCUUCAUGAUCCAGACAAAGAAUUUCCUGUCUCGUGGGAGACGCGGUUAAGAAUUGCCAAUGAAGUUGCUGGGGCUCUUUCGUAUUUGCACUUUGCUGCAGUCAUACCGGUUUAUCAUCGGGAUAUCAAGUCGUCAAAUAUACUUUUGGACGAAAAACAUCAAGCCAAAGUGGCAGAUUUUGGAGCUUCUAGAUCAAUUACCAUAGACCAAACUCACUUGACCACAACAGUGCAAGGAACCUUUGGAUACUUGGACCCGGAGUAUUACCAAACAAGUCAAUUCACGGACAAAAGUGAUGUGUAUAGUUUUGGGGUUGUCCUUGUCGAGCUACUAACCGGAGAAAAGCCAAUUUCUCAACUAAGGGCAGAAGAGGGCAGAAAUCUUGCCUCGUACUUCAUCAUUUCAAUGGAGGAGGAUCGCUUGUUCGAUGUUCUUGAUAAGGAGGUAUUAGACCAUGGCAAGAAAGAAGAAACUAUUGCGGUGUCUUGUUUGGCGAAAAGAUGCUUAAGCCUCAAUGGGAGGUACAGGCCUACGAUGAAGGAAGUGGCGACGGAAUUAGAGCGAGUACAAUCACUACGAAAUCUCACGGUCAUCCGGAAAAAUGAUGAAGAGAUCAAUUGCAUUAGAACUGGAUCUAUUCGUGCUUCGGGUGCGAUCCCUGCGUUGAUGCAACUGGAAGCAGAAGUGGAGCUGACUUCAAUGGAGGAGGAUCAGUCACUCCUAUUGCCGAGAUGAAGAUGCAUUUUGGUUGUCUCUGUCCAAUUUUCUGUGAUAUGAGACAUUGCAAUCUCUUUAUUUGCCUUUAUACGUGUGGAGGAGGAUCAGUCACUCCUAUUGCUGAGAUGAAGAUACAUUUGGUUCUCUGUCCAACUUUCUGUGAUAUGAGACAUCGCAAUCUCUUUAUGUGCCUUUACACGUCAGUUGCAGAAUAAUGUUGAUAACCCUAAGAAGUGCUUAGAAAAAUUCACGCUCCCUGUUGAUAUACUCUUUGUAUGUCGAGUAUCAUUGAAGACUAUAGUGUCUCUUCUUGAGGUCUUGUUAGCCUGCUUUAGCUUUUCACAGGGGUUUACUAUUGGGGAUAUUUCAUCAGUUUUAGCCAACUACCUGUCUUUUGUUGCGCAUACAGGAGAUGAAAAAGUAAC
This is a messenger RNA of Syzygium oleosum, 2882 nucleotides long. RefSeq names its product wall-associated receptor kinase-like 1. The transcript has 5 exons. Gene Ontology annotation, molecular function: calcium ion binding; ATP binding; protein serine/threonine kinase activity. Gene Ontology annotation, cellular component: plasma membrane. The record is from RefSeq and is a predicted model, not a curated record. Lineage: Eukaryota; Viridiplantae; Streptophyta; Magnoliopsida; Myrtales; Myrtaceae. The coding region runs from base 1 to 2475 and encodes 824 amino acids. Gene Ontology annotation, biological process: cell surface receptor signaling pathway; protein phosphorylation.